Harmonia axyridis is the source of this 826-nucleotide messenger RNA. RefSeq lists its product as uncharacterized. Lineage: Eukaryota; Metazoa; Arthropoda; Insecta; Coleoptera; Coccinellidae. The transcript is spliced from 3 exons. The record is from RefSeq and is a predicted model, not a curated record. Bases 356 to 703 code for a protein of 115 amino acids.
AUAUUAUUGGUUCAGGCUAUUUUAGUACCGUCGUGUUGAUACUCGCGGCUGGUCGGUCGGUUCUGGCCGUUUUUCUAUCGUUAACAUCUAUUUUACGUAAAAGAAAAAGAAAAACAAUAACAAUUCGUUUGUCUAAAUUUUGUCCGACAUGACAAAACUUGUUUUCAAUGAUAAUUAUUAUCUGUAAUCUGUGAUAAUAAUCCAAUUAACAUUGUAUCUUGCAACGUAAAGGUGAGAAAUAGUUAGUGUUUUUCGUUAAGUAUAGUAAAAAUUAUCAGUGUUAUUAUUGGUGGUGCUCUUAAAUGUUCAGUAUCCGGUUGUAAAAUUAAUUUUCUUCGGCGGCAUCGUUUACCGAAUGUCAGGAAAGGUUUCAAUAAUGGCUGAAUAUUAUACAAAAAGAAGACUCAACGGAUUGCUGACAGAAUAUAUAUACAAAUAUAUGUCUGUCAUGUUCAUUCCGAUAAAAAAAUAUUGUUCCCCAGGAACAAUACGGCUACAUGUAGAUGCAGUACCAACUCUUUUUCUUAAGAAUGGAUCAGCAUCAGGUACUGAGAAGGAGCUUAUUUCAUCUCAGAGUAUUGACGAGCUGCCAUCUGUUUCCAAUAAUUUAGAAGAACAGGAAUUUCUAGGAGCAUCAGAAGCAAAGACAGAAGAAACUAAGCUUUCUGAAACAAAUGAAAGAAUAUUAAGUAGAAGGAACUGAAGAGCAUAUAUGGAUACAGACCCAAUCAAAAUUGCACCGAUUGAAAAUUAGAAUUCUUUUAUUAUGUAAAAUAAUAACCGAGUUUUCAUGAAAAAUAUGAAAAUAUGCAUAUCACAAAAUGAU